AUGCACUUCACAUCUCUCCUCGUCGCCGCGCUGGCUGGUUCAGCGUACGGCCACAUUGCCAUUGUCAAGCCGGCUCCUCUCCGCUCAAAGGAGAACCCCAACUCGGGCAACGCCAUUGACUACGACAUCAACUCACCUCUAGCCGACAUGUCCCAGUUCCCCUGCAAGGGUGCCCUCAAGUACCUCGGCCAACCUGAGGGUGCUUCUGUCGAGACCUACGCUCCUGGCGGUUCUUACGACAUGGUCAUCGGCAACGGCGCUGCUCAUAACGGCGGCUCCUGCCAGAUCUCCCUCUCUUAUGACCAGGGCAAGACUUUUACCGUCAUCAAGUCUAUUGAGGGUGGCUGCCCCUCGGCUGGCGCUAGCUACAAGUUCACUGUCCCUUCCGACGCCCCCAAGGGUGAGGCUGUCUUCUCCUGGUCCUGGAACAACAAGUCGGGAAACCGCGAGUUCUACCAGAACUGUGCCGUCGUCACCAUCGCAGGUGGUGCCCAGAAGCGCUCCGAUGAGCUUGUCAGCCGCGACGUUGCCUUCUCUGCCCGUCCUCAGAUCUUCGUCUCCAACCUCGGCGGCGAGUACUGCACUCCCGAAGGAGUCGACGUCAUCUAUCCCAACCCUGGCCCGGAUGUC
Molecule: messenger RNA, 630 nt
Organism: Microdochium trichocladiopsis
Lineage: Eukaryota; Fungi; Ascomycota; Sordariomycetes; Xylariales; Microdochiaceae
Product: extracellular protein
Exons: 1
Source: RefSeq, a predicted model, not a curated record